AUGGCCUGCGCCGCUGCAGUGCCAGGGAGUUUCCAGUACGGCUUUGGUUUGAGCUCAAUCAACGUGCCACAAGCUGGGAUUUGCAGAUCCCUGCAUUUGGCACCAACUUCCUUUACGUGGUCUGCAUUGGUUGCAAUUUUAUCUCCUUCAGGCUUGCUAGGUGCUUGGUUGGCACCUGUGGCCGUGUCCCGUUUGGGACUCUUGAGAUGUUUACGAAGUACGUCAUUCUUUUUCAUCAUCUCUGGGCUUAUCUUCCCUUUGGCCCACCACGUGUCCGUGUCCGCUUCGACAGCGACCGUUCCACUGUGGCUUUUCGCCUUGGGCCGUGUGGUGGGUGGCUUCGGCGCUGGUGCUGCCACGGUUUUCGUGCCACUCUACCUGGGGCAGCUGGCACCUUUGCACCUCAGAGGGGCCAUCGGCAACCUCCAUCAGGUUGCCAUUGUCCUGGGGCUGUUGGUGGCACAGCUGGCAGGCAUGAGUUUGACGUGCCCAGUACCUGGUGGGUGCCCACGAAAAGAUUGGGGCAAAUUUUGUGAAAGCAUGUGA
Molecule: messenger RNA, 546 nt
Organism: Durusdinium trenchii
Lineage: Eukaryota; Dinophyceae; Suessiales; Symbiodiniaceae
Source: the annotation of a GenBank genome assembly